AUGAGAGACCACUGCCCUGUUCCACCGGGUCCUUUUUGGCAUGACGGCUACAAAAUUCUUGUUAACCAUUGCCUUCUUAUGCUUUUUGCUUUCUUUCUUAAACAAAUUUCUCUUUCUUUAAAUUCCGUUGUUUCUCUUCUUUUUCUUCUUUCUUUUAAUCUCCAUUCUCUUUCUCUCUCUUUUUCUUACCUUCUUUUUUUUCUUUUACUUACAUACUUUUCCUUACUGAUCAUUUCUUUUUCUUUCUGCAUUUGCCAUUCAUUUUUACUCUUCUGCUUCCAAAUGUUUCUCUUUCUUUAUGUGUCACUUCUUGCUUUUUUUCCCCUCACUUUGUUUCUAAUGAUUUUUCUAUUUCAUUCUCUUUCUCCUUCUCUUACCUUUCUUUUUCUCUCUCCUUUUUACACUCAUCUUUGUCUUCUUUUUUCCCUUCUCUCCUUCAUCUUUCCUUUCCUCUUUUCCUUUAUUCCUCUUUGUUCCUUUCUCUCCCCCUCUUUCCUCUUAUAUUAUGUUUCCAUCCCUUUCCUUCCUCUCAUAAUUCUCUCUUUCAUUUAUUCUUUCCUUUUCUCAAUGGCUCUCUUUCCUACUUUCUCUCCUACCUAUCUUUUUUUCUUACUCUCUCCUUAUCUCUUUCCCUCCACAGUUGACAAUCAUCUUUUAUGCACAAGUAUCCAAAAUAAAUGUUCAAAAAUUAAAUUAAAAUUAUCUAUCUAUCUAUCUAUCUAUCUAUCUAUCUAUCUAUCUAAAGACAAUGGAAACAAAAAAAAAAUUAUGCUUAAUGUUUCUAUCUAUCUAUCUAUCUAUCUAUCUAUCUAUCUAUCACAGUCUCUUCAAUAUCUAUCUAUCUAUCUAUCUAUCUAUCUAGGUUUAUUUAUAUCUAUUUAUCUAUCUUGA
Messenger RNA from Acanthosepion pharaonis, 891 nucleotides. The record is from the annotation of a GenBank genome assembly. Lineage: Eukaryota; Metazoa; Mollusca; Cephalopoda; Sepiida; Sepiidae.